UAUUUUUCUAUUAAAACUUGUGCCCAAGGCUAGCGGGACAGAUAAUAAAGAACAGAGGGAGUAUUAUUCUAAGUCUCUAUCAAAUACACAUAAUAAGCAUAGAAAAGAAUUGAAAUAGAUCGAGAAGAAAUGUUCACAUAAUUCCUUUCACAUUAAUCAUAAACACAAAAAAUGUAUCCACAAAAUCAUCAUCAACUAAAAAGCUACAUAUUGAGAGUUCACAAUAUGGUUCAAACAAGAGAGUUCACGAUAUCAUAUUGGGAAAAUUGUCAAAUUAGUCCAUCUACUUUUACCAUAAAGUCAAUUGAGUCCAUAUACUUUUUAACGAAUCAAUCAAGUACACGAACUGUCAAAAACAAUGGAAUUGGCUUUUUCACAGGUGAUCAACCGGUUUCCCGUUGACGGCCUACGUGUGAUGUGCGGUGGCUUUUUCUAUUUUUUAUCCUUUUAUUUUCUCUCCCUUUCUUCUUUUCUUCUCUUUCUUUCUUCUUGCUCCUAUUCCUUACCCGUUUCAGGCUUCCACCGUCCAACACUCCAACCUGCCACCAACUCCUCUUUCUGAGUUCUCCCCCCAUUUCCUUUCUUCUCUUUCUUUCUUCUUCCGUCCACCUGUAUCAGGAAAUUCAAAAUUGGGGCUUUUGAUGCCAAGCGCGGGUUAAUUGCCAUGCCUUGAAUGUCUCCGGGCAAAUCCGAAGUUGGGCACGGGAGGAAGGCGACGAAAUGGGCGAUUGUUGCAGCGGCUUGGACACCGCUUAAACGUCGCCGGGCGAAGAAGAAGGUAGGCGCUCGAGCCAUUUCCGACGUGGGGUGUGUGUGAAGAAACAGCCUCCUCGAUGCGGACUGAGGUUGGACCACGACGCACAACAAUGGUGAGAACCCCACUGGCAGAGAUGGCCGAGAGAGCCCUGAAGUUACGCAUUCCCAGUCAUGACUACUUUCCUGCCCAGUAUUCGGUGUGUUCAAACUUUAGAAAUGCUGCCAAAUGGGUACAAAGCAGCUUAUCUGCAACAGAAAUAGAAAUUUUUCGCGCUUUACCAUGGGGCCAUCUUAUUGACAUCCUACCCACACAAUUCUCUGGCCAAGUCUUUCACAUGCUGGCCUUACACCUUUUGCAGGAGCAACCUGAUGAGGAGCUGUGGUUUGCCAUUCGGGGUACACUGUAUAAGUUUACUUAUGUGGAUUUUUGCCGCAUAAGUGGAUUACCAGCGGGUGCUGAACCAGUAGCUGCUGCAGGUGAUGUUUCAGGACAAGAAUCUGGCGAUGAAGCUGAACACGUAGGGGCCAUUGCUAAGAAGUAUUUAGGUGACUCAGUGGACAUUACACACGUCAAUUUGAAGAACAAAUUUGAGAAACUUAAAUUUUCCAAACGUCGUGAUCAGAUGGAUGUUGUAAAGUUGGCCUCCUUGUUCUAUAUUGAGUGUGUGUUGCUUGCUAAGGACAACACUACGAGGAUAAAUGCAUCCUCUAUCAGACUGGUGAAUGAUUUAGAGGAAUUCAAGAAGUGUCCGUGGUCACUUCGUUCGUACAAGUUAUUGGUGAGUCAUAUGAAGGGUCUGAUGGAUGGUCAACCUCAGAAGUUCAAGGACCGGAAGGAGAGCAAUCCAAACUAUAGUGUUUGUCUGUGUGUACAAAGACAUAACAAUGUAUUAUAUUUGUUGUGAAUAGGACAACUUACCUCCGUUAACAGCCCUCGGUCCAUAUUGGGAGUGCGUCAAUAGAUGUUGAGGCCAUACAAGUUGUGAGCAGGAAAGAAGUGAAAAAAAGAAAACGAUGUCGUUCCAAAUACCAGUGCUCACCAUAUGUUGAGCCCAUUGUAUCCAUUCAACCUGCUAUAUUUCACCCAACUGAUGAUCAUAUUGCAUCUCUAAAAGCUUGGAUAGAAGAAGCUGACACUGUUGAACCUAAAAUCUUUUUCAAUGAAGGGAAGUUGAUCAUACCCACCGGCCUUAACAACGGCCACGGUGAAGCUUUUAUUAAGUUGUAUUCCCGCAACAUCAUUUAUUGCAAGUUUCCUUGCCAUUCCAUGAGUUAACCUCCGAUUGCAUCGGAA
Messenger RNA from Cuscuta europaea, 2050 nucleotides. NCBI's taxonomy places the organism in Eukaryota, Viridiplantae, Streptophyta, Magnoliopsida, Solanales, Convolvulaceae. The record is from the annotation of a GenBank genome assembly.